CCCCCUGUUGGUCAAUGGGUGAAUUGUCUCAUUAAUGGCUGCUUCUCUAUUUUUCUCUGGUUCGUGUAUUAUCGACACGAGAAGUUCAGCAACGAAAGCUUUUUUCGAAAGGAGUUUAAAUAUACAGUUUUAGUAGUAUAGGUAAAUAAUCCAAGUUAAAUGCUUGUAGUUGUUUAUAGGUAAAAAAUUAUACGUAACAAAUGUAACUGCAGUAGCCCAUAUAGCUGUGUUUGUGAAUGAUACUAUCACAAGUGCGUCACAAAUGGAUUAUCAUCCUCGUGGGAGAGGAAGAAGGGGUCGAGGGAACCGAAAUGAAGAGAACAGAGAUCUGCGCCUGUCUAAAUCUCUGACUUACGUAUUACGCCACGGUGCCAAUAAGAUGGGUUUUCAGAUGAACUCAGAUGGCUUUGUAUUUGUGGAGGAACUUCUCGCUCAUCAGCAGUUCCGCUCAUUUUCAUUGGAGGAUGUGGAGCGAGUGGUGGCCACCAAUGACAAACAGCGAUUCAAGCUUUGCCACCACACUGAAGAUGGUCGUCUUCUGAUACGAGCCAAUCAGGGUCACUCAGUGCAAGUUACAGAUCUGGAGUUGAGAGAGGUAGCACUUGAUGACCCUGACUAUCCAAGAGAAGCUGUUCAUGGCUCAUACAUGAAAUACUGGCCCUCUAUACGCAGUCAGGGCCUCAGCAGAAUGAACAGAACUCACAUACACCUGGCACCUGGCCUACCUGGAGAGGGCAAAGUCAUCAGUGGUAUGAGACAAAGUUGUGAUUUGGCUGUGUAUAUUGAUGUUGCGAAAGCUAUGUCAGAUGGGAUUAAGUUCUUCUGGUCAGAGAACGGUGUGCUGUUGACCCCUGGAGAUGCUGCUGGGUUGUUAGCACCACGCUAUUUCUCUCGAGCACAAAGUCUAAAACCCUCACCUUGUGAAAUUGAACUACAUUAGCUGUUGGGGAGGAUCUAGAGAUGUUCAUUCGACUUUUGUUCAUUCGAUUUUUGUUCAUUCAAUUAAACUUUUGAAAGCAUUAAAGUGGAAUGUGUCCUUCUAAAAAGAAAUAUCUAAAUAAAACAACAAAAUAUGUCAUUUGCACAA
This is a messenger RNA of Ctenopharyngodon idella (grass carp), 1087 nucleotides long. RefSeq names its product tRNA phosphotransferase 1 (gene trpt1). The transcript has 7 exons. NCBI's taxonomy places the organism in Eukaryota, Metazoa, Chordata, Actinopteri, Cypriniformes, Xenocyprididae. The record is from RefSeq and is a predicted model, not a curated record. Gene Ontology annotation, biological process: tRNA splicing, via endonucleolytic cleavage and ligation. Gene Ontology annotation, molecular function: tRNA 2'-phosphotransferase activity. Bases 263 to 940 code for a protein of 225 amino acids.